AUGGGGUUUCCCUUUUUUGGAGAGGCAUUUGGUUUUUUUUCCCCUCAUAAAUCAUUCUCCAUUGGUAACUUCUUGCAACAACGUUGCUCUAGAUAUGGAAAAGUGUUCAAAUCCUAUAUUUUUGGGUCUCCAACUAUAAUUUCGUGUGACUUAGAGCUCAACAAAUUUGUCCUUCAAAAAGAAGGCAAAUUGUUCCAAAGCAGCUACCCAAAGCCAAUUAGAGACAUUCUUGGUAAGCACUCUUUGAUGAUUGUCACUGAUGUUGAACGUCACAAAAAGUUGCGACGCAUUGAAGUUGGCCUCAUCAACAAAUUCAGUUCCACAUUGAAUUUUCUUGGUGACAUUGAUAAACUGUGUAUCUCAUUAAUGGAAUCGUGGAGAGGAAAUCAACUUAUUCUCUUCUCAAAACAAGCUAAACAGUUUAGCUUUAAUUUGAUGUUAAUGAAUUUGUUGGACAUGCAACCGGGAGAGCCACUUGGUUUGCAGUUAUUAGAAGAUUUCCUCACAUUUAUGAAAGGGUUUGUCUCCAUUCCAAUUAACCUUCCGUGGACACCCUAUGCCAAGGCGGUCAAGGCUCGUACGAGGAUUUCAUCCACGCUGAAACAAAUACUAAAUGAAUGGAAAAAUAGAAAAGACGUGCAAGUACAAAAUGGGCAACAAAAAGGAGACCCUUUUGAUGAGAUUUUAGUGAAAGAAGACUUAAUUAGUGAUGUGGAGAAAGUAAGCAUUUUACUUGACCUUUUGUUAGCAGGUUAUGAAACAACCUCAGGACUUUUGUCCCUACUCGUCUAUUUUCUUGCCCAAUCACCACAAGCUCUUCAAACUUUGAAGGAUGAACACCUCGCAAUAAGGAAAAAGAAAAAGGAGGGGGAACCCCUAAAUUGGGAAGAUUAUAAGCAAAUGGAAUUCACCACUAUGGUUAUAAAUGAGACUCUACGUUGUGGCAACUUGGUUAAGUUUGUUCAUAGGGAAGCUAUCAAGGAUGUAAAAUUCAAAGGAUAUCAUAUUCCAGCGGGCUGGAAAGUGCUUCCUAUUUUAUCUGCAGUACAUCUUGAACCAUCGCUGCAUGAAAAUCCAUCGGAGUUUAACCCUUGGAGAUGGACAGUAAGUUUUCCUCAUUUUGUUCCCAUGAAAAUUUUCCUAAACCAACUUUGA
Solanum stenotomum is the source of this 1155-nucleotide messenger RNA. RefSeq names its product cytochrome P450 724B1-like. The coding region runs from base 1 to 1155 and encodes 384 amino acids. Gene Ontology annotation, molecular function: heme binding; monooxygenase activity; oxidoreductase activity, acting on paired donors, with incorporation or reduction of molecular oxygen. The record is from RefSeq and is a predicted model, not a curated record. The transcript has 7 exons. Lineage: Eukaryota; Viridiplantae; Streptophyta; Magnoliopsida; Solanales; Solanaceae. Gene Ontology annotation, biological process: sterol metabolic process.